GCGUCAACUCGAUCACAAUCCUCACGAGUUGAUUCUCUUUCGGCACAGUGAUUCUCAUCCUAUUAUCAUCGAGACGAAUUUCUCAAUCCUUCUCAACAAAUUCGAACAUAGAAGCUGAAAUUCGUCAGUUCUGAAGCUCUAGGGUGAUUUUGGAGCUUUUCACCAAAUGCAUCUUCAAGCUCAAACUCUCACGAAUCAGUUCGCGCCUUCUGUCGCUCCAUUAAAAUCAACCUCGAAAUCUCGAUUCGCUUAUCCAAAAGGAUGCCGAUUUCGUAGAUUUUCGUUUCGGGCUUUGAAAUGUUCUGUUUCGGCGAUUUCUGAGUUGGCUCCGACGGAACUGCGGAAUGUGAAGCCGUUCCCGGCUGAGGUUUCGAGGACAAUUAUGGAGUUAUCUUCUGUUGGAACGCUUUCUUCUUUGAGCCAUGAGGGAUGGCCUCUCGGCGUUGGCGUUCGAUUCGCUGUUGACCAAGACGGUACGCCUCUUUUGAGCUUGAAUGAAUCUAUGCGGGAGUUCUCCAUCGACAGGAGGUCCAGCCUCCAUGUUCAGUUGGAACAAUGUGGAUUGCGGACUCCUCAGUGUACAAUUCAAGGAAGUCUUGAUAAACCAGACAACAAAAUGAAUUUGAAGCGGCUUCAUACUACAUGGAAAAAGAGAUUUGGAGAAGACAUUAAUGAAGACCUUCUGUAUAUUGUUAGUGUGGAGAGAGUACUUCAGAUAGAUGACUUUGGGGAGGUUGGGGUUCUGGUAAACUCUUCAGAUUAUAAAACUGCAAGCCCAGAUCCUCUUCGAAAUUUUGCAGAAAGACUAGUGAACGAGAUAAACACGAACAAUGCCGAAGAUGUUAAUCGCUUUUGCAACAUAUAUGCCGAUUUGAACUUUGAGUUUACAGAAGCAAAGCUGAUAUGGAUUGAUCGGUUAGGCUUCGACCUGCGCGUAUUCUCUCCUCAAAAGGGGACGUUUGAAUUUCGAAUUCCGUUUCCGAGAGAAGUUACAGAUGAGAAGGGUGCGAAGUCGACGUUUAACGGCCUAUCCCAACAGGCUUGGGAGGUGGAAAGGAAUUUUCAAGCUCUGGAUUUUGAGAAGGUGAAGCAAUUCAAGAUGGUAAGACCAUUGCAUAGUUUAGAGUAGCUAUGAUGUGCUUUCUUUUUGCUCUCUUUAAAGCUUGUGCCGUUUAUGAAAGAACUGCGUGUUGCUUAAUGUGUGAGUAUGAGAAGUUGAGUUAUGUUUUGACCAAA
This is a messenger RNA of Cucurbita moschata (crookneck pumpkin), 1236 nucleotides long. Its product is annotated as glutamyl-tRNA reductase-binding protein, chloroplastic. Bases 167 to 1129 code for a protein of 320 amino acids. Lineage: Eukaryota; Viridiplantae; Streptophyta; Magnoliopsida; Cucurbitales; Cucurbitaceae. Gene Ontology annotation, cellular component: chloroplast. The transcript has 5 exons. The record is from RefSeq and is a predicted model, not a curated record.